AAGUAAAAUAAGUUCAGAAUCAGAAAUAAAUAAUCAUAUUAUCAUAUUAAAACAAAUACACCGUUCAUACAGACUGUUUAAGAUACUGCUUGAAAGAUGUAUGUAUAGGUUUCUUAAUACAGCAUUCUUAUUGCGAUUCAUCAGCAUAGUACACAGUCAAAUACUGUAGACGUUUCCUGAAAAAUUAUUAGAGAUGAAGGCUGUGUGAGAAGACAUGUCUAUGUGCAUGCGUGAGCGAGAGAGAGCUGGAGCGAGGGAAAGAGCAUGUGUGCACACAUAAAAGAAAGAGGCAGAGUGUGAGUGCGAGCGCAGAUGAUGCUGCUCGUGGAAGGAGAUGGUGCUGGUUUUGGCGUUUCUUCCUGUGCUACAAGAUUUCCCCCACUAAGGUUUGACCUCUGCGUCCUGUCUGUUUGGCACCUCACCUUCUUGGGUAAGAGCUGUUCCUUUUUUUUUGCUGCUGGAAUCAGAUCAGGCUGCUGUGCUGUGACCGUUCCUCAUUUUUUGUGUGUUUUUGUGUGUGUCGUAUGUGCAGAGAGACACAGAACGACAAAGGGAAGGGAGGAGGGUGGAACAGGCAGAGGAUAUCAUGUGUGUGCUAUAAGUAAGGACAAGGAGAAGACAGAGUUGGAGAAGAGGGGAAACAAGACACAAGACAGAAGCUGCAGACAUCGUCUCUUUUUUGGCCAGAACCUGAAACAAAGACAAAAGAGGUAAAGCCUCUGAAGCCGAGACUCAGACGUUCUGCUUCGUUAUUCCUCGGAUUCCAUGUGCCAGUGCGAUUGAGGGCGAAUAGGAUGUCUGUGUCUGGAAAAAAGGAGUUUGACGUGAAGCAGAUCCUCAGGCUCCGCUGGCGCUGGUUCAGCCACAGCACUCAAACCUCAGCUGGGAAUGGGGGCUAUAUCCAACAGGAAGGUUUCGACCACCGGGGAACACCGGUCCGGCUGAAGAGUCACUCUCGGGACAGAGGGGGACUUCGCAAGAGCAACAGCCCUGUGCACAGCAUUCUGGCUCCGAACCCUGGACCCACGCCUGUUUAUGUCAGGCCGGGCAAUGAAUCGUGGCACCAGCAAAACAUCAUACAGCACCUCCAAGCUAGCGAGGAUCUUCCCAAGAGCAACUCACCUUGCAGUGCCAGGAAAGAGGAGGCGAAGAGCAGCCAUGAGGAUGCGAAGAGCAAUCCGGAGGAUCCCUCUGAAGAAGAAGCCACAGACAGGUUGGCUUUGAACAGUAUAUCCAGGAUGAGCUCCAACGGCUCAGAUGAGUUUUUCCAGGCCACAAACCAUGCGGAACAGACCUUUCGAAAGAUGGAGACCUAUCUUCAGCACAAGCAGCUGUGUGAUGUACUUUUGAUAGCUGGAGAUCACAAGAUCCCUGCACACAGACUCGUCCUGAGUGCAGUUUCAGACUACUUCGCUGCCAUGUUCACAAAUGAUGUCAGGGAGGCAAAACAAGAGGAAAUUAAAAUGGAGGGUGUUGAUCCAGAGGCGCUGAAAGCACUGGUUCAUUUUGCUUAUACUGGAGUCCUGGAGCUAAAAGAGGAGACAAUUGAAAGUCUUUUAGCUGCUGCUUGCCUCCUCCAGCUCUCACAAGUUAUCCAGGUCUGUUGCAACUUUCUGAUGAAACAACUGCACCCAUCCAACUGCCUGGGGAUCCGUUCAUUUGCUGAUGCACAGGGAUGCAUGGAUCUUUUGAAUGUCGCUCAUAUCUACACUAUGGAACACUUUCUAGAGGUCAUUCAGAAUCAGGAGUUCCUCCUGCUACCCACAAUGGAAAUUGUCAAGCUUUUGGCCAGUGAUGAAAUCAAUGUUCCAGAUGAAGAAACGAUUUUUCAAGCACUGAUGAUGUGGGUUCGCUAUGAUGUGCAGCCCCGCCAGCAGGAUCUAGGAGUGUUACUGGCAUAUAUUCGACUCCCCCUUUUACCGCCACAGCUUCUUGCUGAUCUGGAAAACAAUAAGAUGUUUUCAGAAGACCUGGAAUGCCAGAAGCUCCUAAUGGAAGCCAUGAAGUACCAUCUUUUACCAGAGCGCCGUCCCAUGCUACAGAGCCCAAGAACCAAACCACGGAAAUCCACUGUUGGAUCACUGUACGCUGUUGGAGGGAUGGACGCCUCUAAAGGGUCUACAACAAUAGAGAAGUAUGACCUUCGCACAAACAAAUGGAUCCAGGUUGGCAUCAUGAAUGGGCGAAGACUUCAGUUCGGGGUGGCAGUGAUCGACAACAAACUCUAUGUGGUAGGAGGAAGGGAUGGGCUCAAGACCUCUAACAUGGUGGAGUGCUACAAUCCAAUCACUAAAGUGUGGUCCACCAUGCCUCCAAUGUCAACCCACAGACACGGAUUAGGAAUUGCUGUGCUGGAGGGGCCCAUGUAUGCAGUGGGAGGCCAUGACGGAUGGAGCUAUUUGAACACAGUAGAAAGGUGGGACCCCCAGGCGAGGCAGUGGAAUUAUGUGGCCAGUAUGUCCACCCCGCGCAGCACUGUUGGAGUCACUGCUCUCAAUGGAAAGUUGUUUGCUGUCGGUGGUCGUGAUGGAAGCUCCUGUUUGCGAUCCAUGGAAUGUUUUGAUCCCCACACCAAUAAAUGGAGCAUGUGUGCACCUAUGUCAAAGAGGAGGGGAGGAGUGGGUGUGGCCACAUAUAACAGUUUCUUGUAUGCAGUCGGAGGACAUGAUGCACCAGCUUCAAGCCAUUGUUCUCGUCUGUCUGACUGUGUGGAGAGGUAUGACCCCAAAACAGACACAUGGACCACAGUGUCCUCCCUGAGCGUCCCCCGGGAUGCAGUGGGGGUGUGUUUGCUGGGAGACAGGUUAUAUGCGGUCGGAGGCUAUGAUGGUCAGACCUACUUAAACAGUGUUGAGUCCUAUGAUGACCAGAGCAAUGAAUGGACUGAGGAGGUUUUUCUAAACAUCGGGAGAGCUGGGGCCUGUGUGGUGGUCGUGAAACUGCCUUGAAGGCACAGAGUCCCUGGACUUUGACCUCAAAAAGGCGUGCAAUGUCAACUCUUGGAAUGCUCUUUUCACACAGUACAGAAAGUUCAUCAAAGCUAUCGUCAAUAGUGGAUUCAAAAACAUUCUGUUUUUACUCCGAUAUUUCAGCACUAUUAGAGACUGGGGUGGAAAAAAAAUGCUUGUAAGAUUUUACUUUAACUGUAAUAAAAUUAUAUAAGAAAAUUUCACAUUUUAUAUUAAGAAAAAAAAAAUACUUUUGAAAAUUUAUCCAGGCUAAUUUUGUUUUUAGGUAGAACUUUUCAUUUUAGUAUUAACAUCUUGUUAUUUUCAUCCAACAUUUUUGACAUUCUUCUAAUCUUUUAACUAUAUCAAAAUCAAAUGUAUUUCAAAGACAGCUGCAUACUUGUUUACUUGUGUAAUUUUGUGGAAAAUGUAUUUUGAUCUUAGAUACACAAUUUUAAAAACCACUGUGAAUACUUCCAGUUGUAUACUUGCAACCAAUUAUCCUGGUUUAUACCCAAAAUGUUUGUGGACACUCACUCAUGCAAUUCUCAUCUGAAGUUACAUUUUGUCCGAGACUAGGUUCAGCACGAAGUUACUAUAGAAGCAAAAAACAAAAAACAAAAAUAAAUAAAAUAAAAAAUAAACAAAAAACACCAAAGUAAUUAGCACGUGUUUGUAAGUCAUGAUUUUAAUGGUAAUAAGGUUUACAGUAGAAAAUAUACUAUUAUAUCAUAUUGAUAUUUCACCUUUAUGUAAAGGUUUUGUAGUAUUGUAAAUAGUCCCUGGUCCAAUGUAAUUUAUUAUCAUAACAUAUUGGCAUGCUACUUCAAUAUGUUUGAUUUCCUUUAUUAAAUGUUUUAAAGACCCCAUGAAAUCACAUUCCAAACAGUUUUGUGUUGAAAUGUUCCCUAUUCGAACUGGAAGAUCGAACGGGAUAUAUCAAAAGGCUCAUUUUAUAUUAAAUCGGCUAAAGUUUUGUCACAAUCAUGAAAAUUUUAAAUUUGUAUAUCUGCCAAAAGAUAAUUUUGUCUGCAUUUACAAAUAAAAUAACAUAUACAGCUUCAAAGCUUACAGACAUGGACUAAAUGCAACAAAACUCUUGGUAUCAUGGGGUCUUUAACCAUGAUGUCAAAAUCAGUCGCUAAAACUGUUAUAUAAUUUAUUGCUUUGUGAUACUGAUAUUCACGUGUUGUUUGACUGCCAUAAUGUUUUAUUGAAGAGCCUCAUUACCUUUUAUUGAAGAGACUUAACUGGAAUGUAACAUGCUGAUCAAGAAUACGUUUACUAGUGUGACACAUUUGUAAUACAGAAAAUGCUUUCAUUUACUUUUUCAUUGUUUUAUAUGGCAUGCUGAAGAAACUUGGGAAAUAAAAAGUUAUUCUCUUUA
Pimephales promelas (fathead minnow) is the source of this 4335-nucleotide messenger RNA. It is a transcript of the gene klhl4, whose product is annotated as kelch-like family member 4. The record is from RefSeq and is a predicted model, not a curated record. Gene Ontology annotation, molecular function: protein binding. NCBI's taxonomy places the organism in Eukaryota, Metazoa, Chordata, Actinopteri, Cypriniformes, Leuciscidae.